Mizuhopecten yessoensis (Yesso scallop) is the source of this 6960-nucleotide messenger RNA. RefSeq names its product four and a half LIM domains protein 2-like. Gene Ontology annotation, molecular function: zinc ion binding; transcription coregulator activity. NCBI's taxonomy places the organism in Eukaryota, Metazoa, Mollusca, Bivalvia, Pectinida, Pectinidae. The transcript is spliced from 9 exons. Bases 33 to 1376 code for a protein of 447 amino acids. The record is from RefSeq and is a predicted model, not a curated record. Gene Ontology annotation, cellular component: nucleus; Z disc.
CUGGUCUCUCCAGUGAACAGAUCCAAGACUAUAUGGACCAGCUCCCUAACAACAAGAUCCCUGCCAUUGGCUCUCCGGGGGAGAGAUACAGGGACCUCCAGCUUAUCCGACAGCUGCCCAAACAGGACUUGGCUGUUACCUACAACAUCAUGCUGGCUAACGCUACAGAGAAGAAAGAGUAUAAGAUCUUCCAGGAGCUCCGUGACAACAUCGCCAUGGAUAUAGGUCUUGUCAAAGAGACUCCUGUCUUAACGGUGUGUUACCUGUGUAAAGGUGAGAUGGAAGAGGGGGACCUGGCGGUGUAUGCCAGUAAGAUGGGCCAGAACGUGUGCUGGCACCCAGCCUGUUUUGUUUGUGUCCAGUGUGAAGAAUUACUGGUUGAUCUGGUCCAUUGUCUACACAGUAAAAAGCUCUACUGCCAACGACACUAUGCAGAACUCAUUCGCCCCCGGUGUCCUGCCUGUGAUGAGUUGAUAUUUUCUGGGGAAUAUACGAAGGCCAUGGAGCAGAACUACCACAAAGAUCACCUGGCUUGCCAUAACUGUGAUAAGAAGCUGAUUGCUUGUCGCUACAUCCUCAAAGAGGAGAACCCCUACUGCAUCCCCUGUUACCAGGAGCAGUUCGCUCACAACUGUGAGGAGUGCAAGAAGCCCAUUGGUCCUGACUACAAGGACCUGUCGUACAAGGAUCGCCACUGGCACGAGUUUUGUUUCAAGUGUUUUGAGUGCCAGAAAACCUUGGUUGACCAACCGUUUGCUCCAAAAAAUGAGAACAUCUUCUGCUCCGAAUGUCAUGAUGAUAAGUUCGCUGCACGCUGUGAUGGAUGUGAAAAACCGUUCAGGGGAGGAGAUGAAAGUACAGGAACCCCAGGCAUGAAGAAGUUUGAGUACCGCGGUAAACAGUGGCAUGAGGAGUGCUUCUGCUGCAUGGUGUGCAAGGAGCCAAUCAGGAACAAGAGCUUCAUCCCACGCGACCAGGAGGUGGUGUGCGUGCCCUGCUACGAGGAUCAGUUCGCACAGAAGUGUAGCAAAUGCAGUGGAGUAAUCAACAAAGGAGGUGUGGCCUACAAGAACCAGCCAUGGCACAAGGAGUGUUUCACUUGUACCAACUGUAACAAGGAGUUGGCGAAGGAGAAGUUCACCUCACGUGAAGAGAAGCCCUACUGUGCUGCCUGCUAUGGUGAUCUCUUCGCCAAGAAGUGCUGCAGAUGUUCCAAUGCCAUCACAGGCUUUGGGGGAACUAAGUUCAUCUCUUUCGAAGAUCGCAACUGGCACAGCGACUGUUUCGUGUGCAGCAAGUGCGAAGCCUCCAUGGUUGGGCGUGGUUUCCUGAUGAACGAGGGGAGUGUGCUUUGUCCUGAGUGUGGACGCAGUUAAAGACCUCAAUGCUGAUGAUAAUAUUAUGUUCUGCUGUAAGCCUGUGUCCGGUUAUAGUGAGGGUGAUCCGGGGCAGGAGACAGUUUGACAUAUGUGGGCAGAUCCUUAGAUGUAAAAAAAUCCUUACAAAUAAAUGUAAACAUAAUGAGCUAUCACAGGCUGCUCAGUGACCAUAGAGUUUUGUGAGAAUUUAUGUAAGAAAUAUGACAAAUAUUUGUGAGAAUUGUAUACCUGACUGAGGAAGUAAGGAUCUGUGACCAGGAUUUUUUUUAUAGGACAAUGGAUUAGGUUUUAUUAACAGAGAUAUACAGAAACCUGAUCUGUGGCCCCAGUAUCGGGACUGCGUCCUGCCCUGCUGUGGCCCCAGUAUCGGGACUGCGUCCUGCCCUGAUCUGGCCCCAGUAUCGGGACUGCGUCCUGCCCUGAUCUGGCCCCAGUAUCGGGACUGCGUCCUGCCCUGAUCUGGCCCCAGGAUCGGGACUGCGUCCUGCCCUGGUCUGCUCUCACUGUUACACUGUUAGUACCAAGACAUGCCUUUGUGUGGUUUUGCAACUGAGGAGUGUAAAGGUGACACACCCCAUAAUACUGUCCAGUUUUGAGAUUGAUAUUAUAACUGAUAAUCCUAACAUAGUUAACGCCUCGUUUGUGAGUUUUACGAUAUUUUAGAACUAAGCUGACAUUAGCAGACUGCUGUUGAUACAUGUACAUUAUGUAUACUCUCAAAUGUUAUAUUAUUCUUGAUAGAAUUUUAUUAUCUUCCUAUUUAUCAUAUUUAUAUGAAGUUAGACUGCCAUCGUUUUACCGACAACAGAAAUUUAAAUGACAAUGAAAAGACAUUUAAAAGUAGAGAAAGAGAGAAAUUGUUUGAGUACAUUGUAUUUGAAGUUGUACCACAUGCAUUUUUCUCCAUUAUGGAAAAGUAUGCAAAAUGGAAUUUAAAUCUGUUUAAACCGUAUAUGCUGUGUUUGUUGAAAUUUGUGAGAAUUUUUAUGUCCUCUCACACAACUGAAAAUCUCUUUUAUCAUGGUAUUUCUCUUAUUACGUUUUAUCGAGUCAGGAGACAUUUGUUUUUAUUAAUUUACUCAUAAUAUUAAUGAUUUUUUGUGUUCAUUGUCUUAAAUAUGUUUUUAAAAAGUGAGAAGAAAAAAAAUUGUAAAAUUCAUAAUUUUAAAAAUGGAAAUUUGAAAUAAUUUGCCUUGACGUCACCCGGCGUUUGGCUGGGCUUUACAGCAUCUGAAGACAGGAUGUUGGUCUGUGUUAGAAUAGAUUACACAGCCUGUAGAUUGUACGUAACUUAAGGUGUUCCUGACUCAAAGAUGGUAUUCAUAUGCAUCACUGCCAACAACAUUGCAAUAUCUAUGUACGUACGACCAUAUGUAUCCAGCCAGUAUUUAUAUGCCUUACAGUAAUGAACACUUGUACAGCAUUAAAACUUGUCAUGUGCUUUCUGAAUGAGCUGUUUGUAAUUUCUGAUUGCAGUUAUUUUAGUCUAAAUAGUACGCAGAUGGAACGGUGAGUCUGAAGAACAUAGACAGAAUCAAUUCAGAAAUCAGUGUUUAAAUAAAAGUCAUAAGAUGUACAUAAUAUAUAAAAACAAUAGCUCAACAUGUAAGGGGAAACAUUCAGUCAAAACACUGUUUAUAAAGAUGAAAGUCAUUGAGAAAUCUUUCAUGUUCAAGAUCAUCGCUCAGAAUUUACAAAGCAGAGCUCGAGUGAAAUUUUAACCACCUGAAUAGCCAUUGUAUGUGCACCUGAGCAUAGCAUAUCAAAACCCUGUAUCCAAGAUGUACACAUAAUGCCACUCUUAUUAAAGGGAGAUAAUAAUAAUUAUAUUAUUUAUGGAUUGAAUCUUUUAUGGAGAUGUUUCCUAUUGAAACCAGAGUUUAAGGGCAUUCCGUGUGGUAUAUAUUUAUCCUCUUAUAACCAGAAGUGUUUAACAUCCAUGUUCCUGGGAAUCAAAAGUCAAACAAAAACACAAUUCCUCCCCUUUGAGUGAAUCAACACAUAUUUCAUCAGAGUAUAUAUAACUAAUGAUGUUUAAUUUAUCUAGGCUACUAAUGUUUGUAAGUGAAAUGUUUGCCCUGCCAUUGUUAGCUUUUCCUACAUCCAUUCUUUCCUGCAAUAGCUAUAAGACCCCUUCCUACGUAAAAACUCACAACUCCUCUGUUUCUUCGCUUCCUGACUACUGUCCAUUGUACACCUUCAAACUUUGUGCUCCAUAGUUGUGUUGUUAUUCUUCAUUAAAAAGAUCUUAUCUCUCCCCAGACUUAUUAUCUGCCUGCCUGGAUAUUACCCCUCUCAUCCCUUUAUUCAAAACAUUUGUCCUUGACCUUCCUACCCCUUUCCUUUCCCACACUCCUGCACACUCUGCUCUGUGUAAAAGUAUUGCCAAAAUAUAUUUAACACCACAUAGAGGCAGAAAAUCUUUAAUGCUUUUGCAAGAUUUUUUUGUCAUUAGAAACUCGUAUGCAAAUUGUAAAUACAUAAAAAUGUUUGUUUUUCCCAUGCUGUGUCAUCUGUUGUCACGGUGACCUUUUUAUUGGAUGUUGUUGAAUGUUUAUGUCUGUUUUGUAUUUUCUUUGUUAAUGAGGUGACAACAUUAAAACGUUAUUGUGUAAAUAGAUAGUAUAUCAAGUUAUCUAAAUAUACAUGUAGUCUAUUGAUUAUUUAUCAGUAUAUCAAGUUAUCUAAAUAUGCAAAUAGUCUAUUGAUUAUUUAUCAGAAAAUACCUUAGAUGUGAUAUCGUAGCCACUUUGUUGUCCCCUCAGAAAACCCAAUAGAGCAGGUCAAAUUUGUACUGAAAAGUAGAUUUAAUUACAGUGAUUAACAGUGUAUAUGUAGAUAGAUUCAAAAGUCUUUGUUAGUAUAGUAAAAAAGUAUGGUUCGCAGUACAAUUCUACUGUGAGAGAUUGGACGGCUUAGUAUAGUAAAAAAGUACGGUUCGCAGUACAAUUCUACUGUGAGAGAUUGGACUCUACUGUGAGAGAUUGGACUCUACUGUGAGAGAUUGGACUCUACUGGGAGAGAUUGGACUCUACUGGGAGAGAUUGGACUCUACUGGGAGAGAUUGGACUCUACUGUGAGAGAUUGAACUCUACUGUGAGAGAUUGGACUCUACUGGGAGAGAUUGGACUCUACUGUGAGAGAUUGGACUCUACUGUGAGAGAUUGGACUCUACUGUGAGAGAUUGGACUCUACUGUGAGAGAUUGGACUCUACUGUGAGAGAUUGGACUCUACUGUGAGAGAUUGGACUCUACUGUGAGAGAUUGGACUCUACUGUGAGAGAUUGGACUCUACUGUGAGAGAUUGGACUCUACUGUGAGAGAUUGGACUCUACUGUGAGAGAUUGGACUCUACUGUGAGAGAUUGGACUCUACUGUGAGAGAUUGGACUCUACUGUGAGAGAUUGGACUCUACUGUGAGAGAUUGGACUCUACUGUGAGAGAUUGGACUCUACUGUGAGAGAUUGGACUCUACUGUGAGAGAUUGGACUCUACUGUGAGAGAUUGGACUCUACUGUGAGAGAUUGGACUCUACUGUGAGAGAUUGGACUCUACUGUGAGAGACUGGACUCUACUGUGAGAGAUUGGACUCUACUGUGAGAGAUUGGACUCUACUGUGAGAGAUUGAACUCUAUACUGGGAGAGAUUGGACUCUACUGUGAGAGAUUGGACUCUACUGUGAGAGAUUGAACUCUAUACUGUGUUUGAAAUUUAAUUGUAUGGUUUGUUAACGCUAAUUUAAAACAUUUAUCUGCUUGACUGAGUUUCAAUUAUUGCUGAGUCAGCAAAUUUGUAAGUUGUCAACUUGUGGUUUUAUUUACAAUGUAUAUAAGAAAAGAAUUUAAUAAAUGAAAUAUUUAAGAGUCAAAAUAGUCAUUAUACAUGUGUUACCUUAGAUAGGUAUUUAUUUUUCAAUUUUGUGUUUUAAAUGUGUCAAGUUUUAUGUAUUUGUCAUCUUGAAACUAUUUCUAUACUGAAGUGGAAUGAAGUGUUUGUGAAAAGGAAAAGAAUAGGAAGAGAAACAAGCAGAUGUGAUAUUUAAAUGCGUACAUUUGCGAAAGUAAAGACAUUUAUAUAAGACGAUGGAUAGUAUUCAGUGAUGACGGUAAUGGUUCGUCUCCAUCAUUUGUAGUUAUACUAAGGAAUGUUUAACAUAUAAAAUUGCAUGGUUGACACUAGUGUGUUUUCUAUAUCUGGUAAAAGAUGGUGUGAAAACUGCCAUUCCUCAAAAAACUCAGAUGUUAUUUUCACGUGUAAAAACAAAAUUAGUUUUACAGCUACGUGGCUGCAUGCCUGAUCUGAAGCCGUAGAGAUUAUUUGAUAUUUUUGUUUGAUUUAUAUCUGGGUACUUCAUGUAGCGGUUACUGUUUAGAUGUGUAAAAAGAAGGAUAUGCUUUCUGCAAUCUUGGUCAUCAUAGGGAAGCAAACAUCCCUGAGAAGUUGUUUAUGUUUUUGACAAAAAUGUCACCACGGUGACACAUAUAUAUCAAUGGCAAUAAUUCUGUUAAAAAGCUUCUUAUUAGGAUGCAAUAUACACAUGAACAGUCAUUUCUGACAUAAUUUAAAUAAGUGAAGAGUUAAAAAAAUAAAAUAAGUUUUAUGUAUUGAACAGAAAUUGUAAGAAAUUGAGUUAAGAAAAGAUUGUACAAAAUGUGUGUGUUGAGCAUAGCCUUGUUUGCAGCCUAUGUGUCUAUUCUACAGGUAUGCAGACUCCAAUACUUGUCCUGAUAGAAUCUCAGACAUCGUUAGUUAUUAUAGAAGAUGCAGUACUGCCAAGGUAUAGUGUUUGUCCUGAGUUAAACACUGUGAUAAUCUAGCCGAGUUAUAUAUGUAUGUCCUAGAUAAUUUUCUUCACUAUAGUUUAGCGAGUGUUGUUAUAUUAUCAUCCUUGUAACAUGAAUCUUGCCAUUUUAGUCCCUAAUCUUCCAAUAGAGUGUCAUUGCAAAAAAUGGACCCAGAGCUCAGAUUUAACAAAAAGGUAUUCAAUUUGAAUGACGGAAGAUAAGUGGUGAUGAACAAAGUUUCGGAAUGCAGGAUUCACUUUACUUGGACUGUUUGAACUAUUGCCUUGGCGAGACACACAGGGAGAUCCAGCCUACAUAAUCAAGGUUCUGGCUCCAUCUCAUGUAUAGGGAGCUUGUGUACAAUGUACCUGGAUCUGUAAAUGACUAAGGUUGUAGGUUAAUGUAAGUCAGGAUGUGAUAUGCUGAUGGGUUCAUUUUGAGUUGGCGAUAUACCCUUAUCCUGGGACAGUGAGAUUUAUUCAUUGUCCCUAUGACCGGGUCUGUGGAGGGUAAGGUUCAGUGAUUGAGGUACUGGUCUGGCUGAGGUGAUAUAACACUGCCCCCCACCCCUGGGUUCUGGCUGAGGUGAUAUACCUCUCCCUCCACCCAACCACCCCUGGUACGAGUGUGGAUGAGGUGAUAUGGUACCUGUAUAGGCUUGGUAGCCCUGUGUGACUGUAUGUGUGGUGUUGGGUCUAUAGAUCUAGACAAGAGAGUUAAACCUAACAUACAGUAUUUAUUGUCCACCCGACUAGACACGGUGGUCGUUAACUCAAUAAACAUUGCUUGCAUAUUAA